Molecule: messenger RNA, 1631 nt
Organism: Nymphaea colorata (pocket water lily)
Lineage: Eukaryota; Viridiplantae; Streptophyta; Magnoliopsida; Nymphaeales; Nymphaeaceae
Exons: 1
Coding region: 274-1380 (368 amino acids)
Biological process (GO): negative regulation of catalytic activity
Molecular function (GO): enzyme inhibitor activity
Source: RefSeq, a predicted model, not a curated record
UGGUGGAAAUAGUUUCCAUUCUAAAAGCAAAAGAGAAAAAACACACUAAAAAAAGUAAAGGAGAGAGAGAGGGGGUGAGCCGAUGAGCGGCAGGAAGCAGGUAGCGGCCAAUCAGAAGGGAAGGGGGACACUGCGACAAGAAAAUACUGUAGAGAGAGAGAGGUCAGAUUAGUUUCAUCACCUUGGUUAUGCUCACAAACCGCUCCAUGUUUUGCUCUCCACCAAAAAGGGGGCCUUCCUACUUUAGAACAACUUCUCAACCUUACCCCUUUCAUGUUCCCUUCCUUCCUCUCCUCCUUUUUUUUCUUUCUUUUUCUCUCUCUCUCUCUGUCCCUCUCUCUCUUGAUGUUGUCUCUCUUUCCAGAUAGCAGAGAGAUGUUGAGGCUUCUUCUUCUUCUUUCACUCUCUUCUCUCCUCCUCCUCCAGGGCUCUAAUGCUCUUUGUGUUCCCCGAGAUAGCCAUCUCAAAGCACGCAAACCAACCCCAUCCCGAUCACAAAGUUCAGGAGGAUCAUCUCCGGCCAAUGCCCCGGCCAAACCAACCCCAUCCCAAUCACCAAGUUCAGGAUCAGCUCCAGUCAAUGCUCCGGCCAAACCGCCUCCAUCCCAAUCACAAAGUUCAGGUUCAUCUCCGGUCAAUUCCCCAGCCAAACCGCCCCCAUCUCCAGUUAAUGCCCCCGCCAAGUCGCCCCCUUCAACCCCAUCUCCAGUGAAUGCCCCGGCCAAGCCGCCCCCAUCUCCGGUCAAUGCGCCAACCAAGCCAUCCCCAUCACCACCAUCACCAGUAGAGGAGCCAACCCAGCUACCAUCUGAAUCAGUACCAUCACCAGUCAAUGCGCCAACCAAGCCCACAGGGUCCAAGUCCUCCGGCGGCUCGGUGCCCUCCCAUGCUCCAGCCACGAAUUCUGGUUCGGGGGCGUCUGGGGUCGAUGCAUCCAUUGCGGGCUUCUGCAAGCAGACCAGCUACCCGGACGUGUGCACCUCGUCGGUGAAGCCGUACCUCCCGGCCUCCGGCCACCUGAGUCCGGCGGACAUGCUCCUCAUGCAGAUCAAGGCCACUGCUACUAAGGUUGCCAGUGCAACUGCCCAUGCCAACCAGCUUCUAGCAGGGACAACCAUCACACCUUACCUGAGGAGCUGCCUGGAAACAUGCAAGGACAUGUAUGAUGACAUGAAUGCGAAUUUCGACGACGCGAAGAAGGCGCUGGCCGCGUCCGACCUCGACACGCUCAAGACCAUGCUGAGUGCCACGAUAAGCGACGCGAGUACGUGCGAGGACGGAUUCGUGGAGAUGCCCGGGCUGCCUAUGCUCAUGGGCUCAUAUGAUAGUGAGCUAAGUAAGCUCACCAGCAACUGCCUGGCCUUGGCAGACUUGGUUUGAAUCCUGUCCUUGUUUGAGAGUCGAGUUUAGUUUGUCCUAGUUGCCUGUUUGUUUCCAAUCUGGAAACUAGAAGAAAAUGGAGGUUUAUGGCUAAUUGUCUCUUGUUUGUGGAUCUUGUGCUUGUUAUGGUCCGUCCAUCUUCGAGAUCGACGGUUGUUAUAGAAUCUUAGAUGAUGAUGAAGAACUGCCGAUUUGAUGCAGGGCUUCGAAAGUUCUGAAUGUAAGAUUUGUUGAUAAAUUUGCAACUUCUU